Messenger RNA from Miscanthus lutarioriparius, 1101 nucleotides. The record is from the annotation of a GenBank genome assembly. NCBI's taxonomy places the organism in Eukaryota, Viridiplantae, Streptophyta, Magnoliopsida, Poales, Poaceae.
AUGGGUAACGCGGGUAGCAACGGUGGAGGCGCCGCCGCUGGUCACCGCCGUCGGAGCUCCGGCCACGGCCACGGCCACCACCACCAGGCGCCGCCGCCUCCCCAGCCGCAGGAGACUGCGCCCAACCGCUACGUGUUCGCGGCCGCCACGCCGUACCCGCCCCAGUACCCUAACCCCAACCCGCCGCAGUACUACCCGCAGUACGGGAACUACUACCCGCCGCCCCGCCAUCCGUGCCGGUGCCCUUCCGGCGCCAAGGCCGUCACUAUCCGCAACGACGUCAACCUUAAGAAGGAGACGCUUCGGAUCGAGCCUGAUGAAGAGUGCCCUGGCCGCUUCCUCGUCGCCUUCACCUUUGAUGCCACCGUCGCCGGCAGCAUGACUGUUUACUUCUUUGCAAAGGAAGAGCUCAACUGCAAUCUAACAGCAGCGAAAGAAGACCUAAUUAAGCCCGUUACUGUUAGCUUCAAAGAGGGUCUUGGUCAAAAAUUCAGGCAACCUUCAGGAACAGGAAUUGACUUUUCAGUGUUUGAAGAAUCAGAUUUAUUAAAGCAGGGGGACAUGGAUGUAUAUCCACUUGCAGUUAAAGCUGAAACAGCAUUGUCUGUUGAUCACCCAUCAGAAGGGGAUGACCAAAAGAUGAAAACUCCUAACUCACAGAUCACUCAGGCCGUGUUUGAAAAGAAAGAAAAUGGGGAUUAUCAAGUAAGAGUUGUUUGCCAGAUCCUUUGGGUCAAUGGAACUAGGUAUGAACUGCAAGAAAUAUAUGGCAUAGGGAACUCCAUGGAAGGUGAUGCUGAUGCAAAUGAUCCAGGGAAAGAAUGUGUUAUUUGCCUCUCAGAGCCAAGGGAUACUACUGUCCUCCCAUGUAGGCAUAUGUGCAUGUGCAGUGAAUGCGCCAAGGUCCUGAGGUACCAAACCACUCGGUGCCCCAUCUGCAGGCAGCCUGUUGAACGUCUCCUGGAGAUCAAAGUGAACAACAAAUCUGAAGAGCAGCAGCAGACGCCCCAAUUGCCACUGCUCCCAGCCCCAGCUCCGCAGCAGGAAGGAAGAGGUGUAGCCGUGAUCAAAGUCAGUUCCAAGACGUUAUAUGGUUUCUAG